GUUGGUGUGGGUAAAGUGUCUCAGUUGAAGGAGGUAUAAGGUCCGCCUGGUCCCAAUCCUAAUAAGGGGGACUGUCAGAUGUGAAGGCAGAACCUAGAAGGUCUUGGAUGACAGCAGAGGAGAAUGCCGCGGUCCUUCCUUGUAAAGAAGAAGCAGGGUAGGUGUGGGGGGUGGAGAUGGAGAGAUCCCCGGCAGACUGGCAGGCAGGAAGAUAACCAGACGCGUGAGUGGAUCAGGGAGAGGAUCUGUCACCGGCCCUGGACCUCCCCAGACCUCCAGUCCUCCCCGCUCCUCCACAGGAUCAGGGAGAGGAUCUGGAGGUGCCACACAGAAGGCAGUGUCAGGACCAGGUCCAAGCCAGAGCUGGCCGACUCUCCUCACACAGAAGGCAGUCCCCGCUCCAUGCCCACGUCUGCAGGGGACCAUGUAUGCGCGCUGUGCCACAAGGUGUUCCCCCUGCAGCGCAUGCUCACACGGCACCUCAAGUGCCACAGCCUGGUCAAGAGACAUCCCUGCAGGUACUGUGGCAAAGGCUUCAAUGACACCUUCGACCUCAAGAGGCACAUGCGCACACACACAGGCAUUCGCCCAUACCGAUGUGAGCUGUGUGAGAAGGCCUUCACACAGCGCUGCUCACUGGAGUCCCACCUGAGGAAGAUCCACGGAGUGAGGCAGCAGUACGCCUACCGCCAGCGACGCUCCAAGAUCUUUGUGUGUGAAGACUGCGGCUACACGUCCAACCGACCAGACGAGUACUUCCUGCACGUGCGGCAGUGCCACCCUGGUAGCCCCGCCCUGCGGCGCUACUACCGGCGCCAGGCACAUGAACAUGUCGGCACGCCCGGCGCUGGGGAACACAAACUGAGCCCCUUUUUAAUGUACUCCACCCCAGGGUAUUACAUGUGAUGGUCUGAUGCUGCCAAGAGACAAAUCCUUCUUCUUACUCUCCUGGAUCACUGAAGAGGAUUUAACAAUCAAGACAUUUGUGAACAUUUUUGCUGACAGUUAAGAGGAAAACAUACUUUAGAAAUCAAUCUUAGGAAUUAACUAAUAAAUAUUUUAUGAAUUAAUACUCCAAUAAUUUGA
Molecule: messenger RNA, 1086 nt
Organism: Osmerus eperlanus (European smelt)
Lineage: Eukaryota; Metazoa; Chordata; Actinopteri; Osmeriformes; Osmeridae
Exons: 4
Coding region: 124-906 (260 amino acids)
Biological process (GO): epidermal cell differentiation; regulation of transcription by RNA polymerase II
Cellular component (GO): nucleus
Molecular function (GO): DNA-binding transcription factor activity, RNA polymerase II-specific; RNA polymerase II cis-regulatory region sequence-specific DNA binding
Source: RefSeq, a predicted model, not a curated record